CGAGAGUAUCCAAAGUUUGAUGUGUGUUGUGGUGUAAGUGUAUGCCUUGUGUGUUUGUUUAUAUAAAAGUUUCAGAAUGAGCUGUUUUAUUCAAGUUUCAGAGGAUGAAAGUGAGGAACCCAUUGAACUUCCGUGCGAAGACGAUGGCACACUGUUACUGACAACGCUGUCCGCUCAGUUCCCGGCCACAUGCGGACUCAAAUAUCGAAACCCGGAGUCAGGAACGAUGCGUGGAGUACGUUUGGUCGACGGCCGAUUUCACCCGCCAGACAACGGAUGGGGCAAUGUUGUGUAUUACUGUGUUUUCCCUAAAGACGCGUGCCUGCACAACUCUGAGAACAAACGCAAGAGUGACGAGCAGCUGGAGAACAGCACGGCCAAGACCAAGCGGCUGGAGAACCGGCAGAAAUGCUCCGACCUGAUAGUGCUGGGCCUACCCUGGAAGACCUCGGAGCAGGACUUGCGCCAGUACUUCGAGACGUUUGGGGAAGUCCUUAUGGCACAGGUGAAGAAGGACCCCAAGACAGGCCAGUCAAAAGGAUUUGGCUUCAUCCGCUUCUCCAGCUACGAGUCCCAGGUGAGGGCCCUGUCCAAGCGGCAUCUCAUCGAUGGCCGCUGGUGUGACGUCAAGAUACCAAACUCCAAAGUGAGUGCUCAAGAUGGCCAGGCAUCGGAGCUCAGCCGCAAGGUGUUCGUGGGCCGCUGCACUGAGGACCUGAGCUCUGACGAUCUACGUGACUACUUCUCCAAGUAUGGCGAGGUGACAGAUGUGUUUAUCCCCAAGCCAUUCCGUGCGUUUGCUUUUGUCACCUUCGUCGACCCAGACGUGGCACAAUCACUGUGCGGUGAGGACCACAUCAUUCGCGGCACCAGCAUUCAUGUCAGCAACGCGGUGCCGAAGAGCGAGGCGGCACCUUCGUCGCACCACCAUGCUCUGGGACCACUCGCAGGCGGCGGUGGAGGGGCAGGCGGGGGAGCUGGGGGGAGGGGACCCGGGACUGGCCCCGCCCACAGGGGUGGGCCUCUCGAUGUGGGUCGGUCCGCUGGUCAGGGUGCUGCAUAUGCGGCACCGGGGCCCUUCCCGGGCGCGCACCAUCUGGCACCCCAUGGUGGCUGGGGCCAUCAGGCAGCCGGGGGAGCACAUCGCGGCGCAGACUUGCCAAACCUCUUAGGUGGCAGCUUGGGCAUGGGGCCCCUUGGUGCUGCACAGGCACAAGCCACGCCUCCGCAGGGUGUGAACACUACUCCUCCCACGUUGGGCAUGGGCGCGCUCAACUUGGGCGCCGCAACACUGCCCCUCAGUUCUGCCGUUGUAGCAGCCCUGGGGCAGGCGGCAGGCUUUGGGCUCUUCGGGGGGUCGUUCCAGGGGGGCGCGGGGGACCAGGGUCCCGGAGGACCCCCACCGCCUAACUCAGGUGCUGGCGGGUCGGGCUCCUUCUUGGGCUGGAUGGGACAAGGAGGAGCCGGACAGGCAGGCGGCUCUGCCGAUGCCGGGGCGGGCCAAGGUGGACCCUGGCCCCAGCGCGAGGGCAAGCAGGGCUUCGGCAUGUCCGUCUCCCCCUGAGCAUCUGUGCUCGCUGGGGGACCGUUUGGUCUGCCCGCUCUCUGGUGGCACUGGUGUACUCUUGGGGCCGUCCCCUGUCAUAUCUUAUUGGUCUCGCGAUUGGUUCGAGGCAUAGAAUGUGGCGACUUGUAGAGGGCGCCACCAUAGCCACAUAUGCUUCUGGGUGCCACGUGAGUAUGUUGGCACAAUUGGUACGAUCAAAGUGAAAUGCAUUUUUUGAUUGCUGUUUUUCGUGGCUGCCCGAGUGCACCGGUGCGGCCGCCCCAGGGAGAUUGUAACUGGAAGAGUCCUUAUCACACACUGGCUUGUACUGGCGGGAGGAGUCGGCUGCAGUGAGUGUUGGUGUUGGAGGUGCGGGUUAGGAGGAGGGAGGUGGCGCGGCCGCCAGCAGCUCCGUCCGGGUGUCGUGUGGUAUGUCUGGCCUGUGCGUGUGGGUGUGUCUGGUGGUUCGCGUGGGCCUCUGCCGGCCUCCCUCCUCCUUCUGGGCAGAUGCAUUACAAGUGUGUGGGCCUACGAGGACAAAAGCCCGUGCGAAUGUCACGUGUAUUUAAAGCGUGCAUGGUGCGUGUCUGGAGGAGUCUCUCUCUUGCCACUGCUGUCUCUUUCUCUUCUGCUGUACAUAAACCUGUAUAUUUCUAAAGCGAAUUGUUCUGUGCAUAGACGCAUGCAUGAGGUGGGAUUCUGGAGAUGUGAGGGCCAUCGACUGCUCAUGGUAUCUGAGGCUUGGCAUGGAUUAGCCCUUACCUUACACAUUACAGCUUCUUUCUUUUGGACAAGUGUGGUACGAUGAUAGUAACUUUGAGUGAAGGGUCAAGGCAGAAUGCUUUUUUUACAGUGAAUUUUUGCGUGUGCUUGUCUGGGCUGCCAGGAAUUUUCUAUGAGUACUUAGCCACAGGCACCAUGAGCAUUCAAGCCUCUUGUUAACUACAGUGACUUGCACGCACAAAGUUGUUGCUGCAUUGCAUUUUUCGAGCCCAUAGAAAUGCUUUUCUGGAAUAGCACAGCUGCCACUGUAAGGCCCCAAGCAAUUGUGAGAGCCUCAGUUAAGAUGAUCGCACGCUGAAUCGAGCAAAUUGUUUUGCAAUGCACAACUGUGUGAGUGCAUUUUCAGAGCAUUAAUCGAGUACGAGUGCAUUCUCGAGUGCAAAGAAGUAAUUACAGGGCGUCUUCAUCUGGGCUAGUGUUGCUCCUCUGAUGGUGGGCACACAUGGGGUUGCAUUUCAUCUGCAAUUUCGGUAUGUGACGUGGCGAGCCAGCCUUCCUCUCGAGGUGACUCGUCUUUCCUGGGCUUUCUCUCGCUUCCUAUGCCCAUCUGCGAUCCCAAACGGGAGUUUAUACUCGUGAGACAACUUGCUGUGUGCUAUGUAGAGAUAGCUGGCGUUUGCUUAGAUAGGUUUGUGAAGAACUUGUUUCAUUGCUAUUGGCUUCCCCAUCUAGCCGAGCGGGUAGCUCUCUCGUCUUCCUUUCAGGGACAAGAAUGCGUCGAUACUUUUUGUGGCCAGUAGUACUUUCAAUUAACAUUAUGCAGCAGGAUUUUGCUGCACAUUGGUUAGGGAUUAUCGGUGUCUGGAACAGUGGCAGCCUGAUGUUCUCCCUGGCGGGCUGCUCGCGUAGAGUCUUCGUUUGUUUGACUGACCAAAGCUUCUGUUAAUUUGUUCCGGACACCACCGCCUUCAUAGCCUUCACGUGCACGCGUUCGGCUCGCACUUCUUUCACUGCUGGCUCGUACCGUUAAUGCAGCAUAUAGUGCCGGUUACUCUGUCAUUUACUUCUUUUUUGCACACUUGACAGGGGAAAAAUAAUACGCCUAGUUGCCACUGCACUGUAAGGCAGACAUUCUGACAAUUGCCGCUGGGAUGUGCAAGAAACGUAGUGCGAGUUUGUAUCUGGUUGGAUGCUUUCGGUACUGGUGAAAGGCAACCACACUUCAUUGUAAAUCCAUUUGCACAUCUCCAUUGCAUGGGGAAACGCCUGGCCAUUGUUACCCAGCACUUGUGUUCGUGUCAAAGCCUAGUUGGCUGGCCACUGCUGUGGGGAAAUGCCAUUCACUUCGCAGGGAACUUGCUUGUAGUAGUGGGUGCAUGGCAGCUGUAAGUCGUUGAUAGUUUGGCUACCGCAAGCAGCUUUCGAGUGUGGGCUGGUUUCUCUUGCCGGUGUUCAAUCCUCCUAUCUAUGUUGCACUGUCUCUGACAAGGCACGGCUCUGAGCACAAUGUUUGACCCUCUUGUCCAUUCGUUGCACCUCCGCUGCAAAGCCGCACUUACUAUAAUUAAUGCUUGAGCCUCGCAGGUGCAUUUUUUUCUUUUUGUAAUUGGGAUGGGAAAGGAUAUGAAAGAAGCAUUUUCGGAGCUUCCAGGCAAGCUGAUGCUUGAGAGAAGAAAGCGCUUCACCUACGAAGGGGAAUGCAUUGCGGAUAUAUGCUGCUUGCUUUUAUGCCCCUCUUUAUCAGUACUCCGCAGUCUCCUCUGAUACAAAGUACCUGUACAUGUUUGCGGCUAUUCUGCUGCCCUGAUAUUUGCGAUAACAUCUGCGCCUUUCUUAAGGGGCAUUAAAACUGUAUUGCCGUUGAAUGCUUCCCAUUCCUAUGCUGAGGAAGCUUAAAUUAGUUGCACGUGGUGAAUUCCUACAAAUUUGAAAAGAAAGAAAAAGAAGGUAAUUUCAGUGCCAGGUGUGUUGUGUUCUCGAGGUGCAGUGCAACAAAACCGUUAACCUAGACUUUCUCCACGGUUAUACUGUCGACACUGUGUCCACAAGUGAGGCCAAAGUUGGCCACUUAAAUGCCGUUAGUCCUUCUGCUUCAUUGGGCUUGAGAGAAGUGAAAUUUCUCUGAUUAAAUAGCUUCGAUUGCAGUAUUCCAUUUCACAGCCCCGUGUGAAUCUGCAGAGCUUUAGGCCUGAGUGAUUCAGUGACUCGGGCUGGAGUAUUUGUGUCUUUUUUGGUUUUUCAGAUAUUAAGUCCUCAAGGUCAAAGUGCAAAGGGCACUUUUUUUUUUGGGAUGUCAGCCCCUGCCAAAUGACAUCUCGCCUGAAAGUUGUGCAUCGUUCAUCUCGCACAAUCUUGAAAAAAAGAAUGUAUGUAACAUAAUUUAUUCAUAACUGCGAUAGCGCUAUUUGCACUUAAUGACAUCUCAUCUCACACAAAAAUGGCUUUUUGCCAUUCUCGAGAGAUUGUCGUGCGUUGUGGUCGCUCAAACAAGAUGCAUGUCCAAUACUGCCGACGAGCCUCAGAAUUCUUCCGAUCAGGUCGUUGGUUGUAAGGUAGAGGCGUGACACGGUGUAUUCUCGAGAUUGCUGCAUGUGACAUUUGUACAUAACGGUACACCUGUGCAGUCCAUACUGUUUGUUAACGUAGCAGUAGCUAGCUCAGCUUUGCACAGGAGAAACCACCAUCAGCCAUUGUCUCGAUGAAUGGAACAGAGAGGGUGCGGCUACCGGUUUUGCCUAUGCCAGCUGCUGUCUACAUAGUGUCAACUGGUGUACCUGUGGCUGGAUUUUCAACAAAAUUGUAUCAAAAACAAAGUUCCGAAUAGGUUUGCACGCAAUGCGAGAGACUGUACCUGUCACAGCUUGUACUUGAUGGCAGGGACACAUAGGCAUCUAUGUUAGCCUGAUUGCCAGUCUCAAUAGGUCUCAAAAACAUGUUUUUGAUGUUUAAGAAAGUUAAUCCUUCUGGCACUGGCAUGUAACUAAAUCGGAAUUGCUGUUGGCUACAAAAUAUUGAUCUAAGGAACCUUGGUCGUCAUCUGCGUUAAAAAAUUUCCCUAAAUCGUGGUAUAUAGAGCCUAGGUUGUUAUCUGCAAAUCAGCAUUAAAAUACGGAACCUUCGCUGUUAUCAGCGGACAAGUAUCUGAAUAUACGGAAUUUUGAUCUACAAUACCUUGGUCGUCUGCAGAACAUUGCAACAGCCGAGGCCUCAGCAACUGAUGCACACUCAUUGUAGCUGGCACAGCUCAGCUGGUAGUCCCCACCCCUUGCUUCCAACACCCGGCCGUUUUAACGUGAGAACCCAAACAUGCUUCGAUUGGGUCGUCAUCGUCAGUUAGCUGUCUUUAGUGGAGUUGGGUGUUUGAUGUGGUUGCCCUCUUCUGCUAUUGUUUGUUUCUUACCAUGACUUUUUUAAAUGAGUGGUGCACCCUCUUGUGGAUGGGUACAUAACAUGGCGAUUGUAAUCUUUUUCUUUUUGUCAUCCUUCUUCUCCCCUAUAUAUAUUUUUUAAUGCUCUUUAGUGUGCCUGAUGAUAUCCGUUGUUUGGAAAAACCAGCACACUUCACAGAAAUGACAGUUGCAUCUUUGAGAGUAAAUUGACGGGUGUGUAGACUGUGUGUGCUGUGUGCAGUUGGAGAGGAAAAAAAAACUUUAUUGUGGUGACGCUGUUUAUAUCGUUAUAGUAGACUUCCUUCUUGGGGUUCUGUUUUGUAACUUCCUUUUUAAAGAGAGGUGUGUGCACGUGGUUUGAUUAACUUUAUCCAAUGAGCUGUGGCGCUUUUAGCACAAAAUGACUCGUGGCAAGUUUCGCAUUGCGUUGGCUGGCGUGGCUGGCUGGCAAUUUCCCGACGCUCCCCAUUUAGGUGAUGUAAAUUUGGACAUGCGAAGUGAAAGAUUCGUGUGUAGGUAUGCUCAAGAAAUGUUGAUUGAAUGCGAGAGGAGCACAAUGAAAUGAAUGAGUGUUUGAGGAGAAAAACGUGUUGACCACCUUCGAAACUUUUUUUUUUCUUUUAUAGUGCCUCGUGGCUAAUGUGAUGGUGUUUUGUGGUGGUCAUAGUCCAGGCGAGAAUAACUGUAAAUGCUUUGUUUGUCCAGUGAACAUGCUUUUUUUUUUUUUUUUUUUUGCGAACGAGAGCGCGAGUGCCCAACGUACCUAGUCCUAAACCAGACUCUCUGGACAGUGUGACAUUUGUAUUACUUGAAAGUGCAAAUCUGGCUGGCCUUGCUGUGUGAAACGAGCCUGGGAAAUUGCUAGCCACAUUGGUCAGAGUAGCGCCCUCUUUUGCUAUUUUUUUCCUCACCCAUUUGGGAUUCUGCUGUUCGAUUUCAUUCGUUGCACCAAGACAGACACAUUCGUGAUUGCGCUCGAACUCAUGUAAAGUAGUGCUCUUCAAACAACUGGGCUUUUUGUAUUAGACAUCGGCAAUAACCGCAGCAUGACGGAUCCUGCUGGAUGCGCUGCUAUAAUGCAUUAUCAUUAUGACUAAGCCUGACACAAGGCGGAUGAUGUAUUUAAUGAUACCUUUGUUAUUUUGGGAGGGCCGAUACACGGUCACUAUAAUGCACCAUCGUUUCUCUGCGAGAGGCUGCUACGGUUAAUGAUGCCAUUGCCUGACCAGUGUUUAAACACCCAAGCUUGAGGAGCUCUGUACAUUCCUAGAGGUACUCUUGCCUUCACAGUGUGUAUACUUGCCAGUAAGCAUGUAGAACAAGAGCAGCAGUGAUGCAGCCUGUUUCUCUUUGUAGUAGGAGUGCGUGUGUGUGUGCUUUUUUUUCUCUCCCUUUUUCUUGCUCUCGAUGGUCUUGGUGUAAAGUGAGUGUGCACAAAAGAAGAAAAAACAGAGAUGCGUAUUGCCUUUAGUUAAUCAUUGCUGUGGGUGGAGUGCGUGUGUGAUGCAUGUUGUGUAUGAUGUGUGUUGCGGCAAACAGGAAACAAAUAAAAGCCGUUUCUAUAUCGGACA
Molecule: messenger RNA, 7229 nt
Organism: Rhipicephalus microplus (southern cattle tick)
Lineage: Eukaryota; Metazoa; Arthropoda; Arachnida; Ixodida; Ixodidae
Product: TAR DNA-binding protein 43
Biological process (GO): regulation of gene expression
Cellular component (GO): nucleoplasm; chromatin
Molecular function (GO): RNA binding
Source: RefSeq, a predicted model, not a curated record